AUGGAUCAGGGAGCCACCUUGCAACAAUUUGUCAAGACGGUGGUGAAUCUUGGCAGUGGUCUACUCUUAGCUAGGCUUCCGAUUCCGAGAACUCAGAAUGUCGGAGAUCUCGAACUUCUCAGCUUGGAAGGCCCUGCCAGACCUCCACUUUGCAUUGCAUUUCGACGCUCAGAAUCACCUCCACGCCACUACGAGGCGUUUAAAAAUACACAAGUGUUUCUGUUUAACGUGACCAUUCUUCAGUGA
This is a messenger RNA of Necator americanus (New World hookworm), 246 nucleotides long. RefSeq lists its product as uncharacterized. The record is from RefSeq and is a predicted model, not a curated record. NCBI's taxonomy places the organism in Eukaryota, Metazoa, Nematoda, Chromadorea, Rhabditida, Ancylostomatidae. The transcript has 2 exons. The coding region runs from base 1 to 246 and encodes 81 amino acids.